GCAGUUGAUAUGUGUUGCUCAAUGUUUUUGUUUUAGCCUAGCUAGCUCUCUUGCUCUUCCUGGCAGGCGACGUGAAUACAAAAUGGAAAUGUCAGCUCUGUUAGUUCAUGUUAUAUCUCUUCUUUUUGCCUCAGUAACGUGCACAGAGUCGUCGGCUAGGCAACUGAAUACGGAAAACAUCCUGAUUAAUGUGACGGCAGGGACACUGGCGGACACACAGCUGCAGGACUCCAACAACUUGCAGAUCAAUUUAAACAUAUCGGUGGGCGAAGAGCAGGUGCUGGUCAAUGAUAUCCCAGUCGAGCUAUCAGGGGUCACCAGGUUCAACUGCCAAGCGCUUCUCUUAGACGGCAUCAAUGGAAGCAGUGAGUUUGAAUCUGGGGACUUGGUGUCCACUGUCACCCGGGUGAUGGUGAGCCAGAACCGGCUAUACAGCGACUCAGAGGAGGUGGUGGCUCUGCAGGUGUUCAGUGAAGUAAUAGAGAUGGAGGGCAAACAGGUCCAGCAGCCUGACAUGUGUGAGGUGAAAAUACUGAUGAGCCCAGAUUUCCAGAAGCUGGCUCAGUUUACCAACAUCUACCCCAUCGGACACAGUGAGAUCUUCAGGGUUCCCCGGGAGAACGAUGUGGUGGUCACUGACCCACCAAAUCCUAGGAAAGACGAAGAACAGCUGAUGUCCCAGACCACUAGCCAGUACCCCCUGAAGCACACAGAGACCACCCAGGAGGAGAUCGCUGCCCCGGGAAAGCUCCCAGAGACUCCACUUCGUAUGGACCCCGACCUCCUGUACGAUGUCCGAUACGAUGAUGAGUUUGAUGUCAGAGAGCUGAGCCAGCCAGAUCAGAUUCAGAUGGAAACGCCGCCCAAAGAAUUGUUAUCAUCGUACUCUGCCAUGUGUCAGUGGGUGGAGGAAGUGAGGGAGCGUCUCCGGCGCUUCAGCUCCGAGUCGCUGCCUCUUUUCUUCCUGGUCAUGUGGGUGGUGGUGAUCGGCGUUGUCGGCUCGGCGGUCAUCGUCAAGAUCUUGGACAUGUUCUUCCCAACUUGUGAACACAAACACAUUUUUCACCUAAACCCUGUCACUCUAAUGCCCGAGGAUGAGAAGCACACUCUGCUGGAGAACGUAGAAAUCGAGGCAGAAGAAGAAGAGGAAGAGAAGAAGCCUUGAAUGAGCAGUUGACUUAGCCAGCUCCUUUAUUUUCAGUUUGUUCUCAUUUGUUUUUCCAGCUUGGUUACCCGGUUACAUUUUCAGCAUGGCCUGGUCGUUUGCUUAUAUUCAAAAAUGUGUGAAGCAGUAGGUUGUGUUUCACUUCCCUUUUAAGCACAGCAGCCAUGCAGCAGGAGGUCGUUUAAUGCCAUCAAAUAAGUAAGCGAUUCAUAGUGCUGAAUCUCAACUUCCCAUGUUGUGAUGUCAGCUGUGAAGGUGUUGGUUAGCUGUCAGUCAGCGUGUUAACCUAACUCUGCACAAUCCAACUCUUUGCUCCUGUGAUUGGUGGGAUAGAGUUUAUGAAAAAGUUACUUUUAUCCAGUCCCAAAUGCCUGUGCUUUUACGGUAACAAGUUACUAGAAAUUACCUCACUGGGUACUUCUGCUUUACCCAGGGUCACGUCAGACAGCUAGCCUGCAUAAUAUAUAUCUCAUUUGUUUAAUAUGCACCAAAAACAAAGUGCAAAAAGGAUUACGUUCCAGACUAUAUCGGGCACAGUGACUUCCUCCGAGGCUUACCAUGAGGUUGCCAGGCAUCCUGGCAAAGACUCCAGGAAGUCACUGAUUGAUCCUUUUCAUCAAGCGUUUGGCAAAAAGAAGGAAAUAAGCCAAGCAGAUAUAACUAUACUGUAGGCUUGACUAAUAAAUAUGAACAAACUGAAAAUUUGAGGGACUGCAUCUAAUGAUUUAGAGUCUGUAUGUCCACUGGAAAGACUUUCUACAUGUAGCGGUUCUACACGUCACACUUUCUUCUCACACUGAAAAUGAUAUGAUACCCCACUGCAAGAAAACUAAGGCAGCAAAUGCACUAAAAUGACUUUAUUCAGUAUAUGUGUAAUGUAUGUAAUAUGAGGCAUCUUUGUUAUCCUCUUAAGUGAAGAGAAGGAUAAAUAAUUAUAAUUGAGUUGUUGUUACAGAUAGGUGGGAUGACGUAAGGUCAAAUGACGCAGAUAACUGUCACUGUAAAAUGUUAUUACAAAUCUUGUGUCUGCACAUUUCGUGAAUACUGCCCCACCCCCCGCCCCUUUAAGGCCUGCUUUCCACUAUUGAGGCUCAUAUAUUGAUAUUGAUUGUCUUCUUUCACAGUGCCUCGGUCGGUGACUCUUUCUGGGACUUUAUCAGUAAAGGGGGGGGGGUUAUAAUUGAUUUUCUUUAAUUGUGUGUGGUGUGUGUGUGCGUGCGCUUUCCUCUCAUAAUGGAGAAUGUAAAUUAGGUUGUUCCGAUUGUCUGUGCACUCUAAACGUAAACUGCUGAGACUGAUGUAAAACGGCGUGUGCACCAAACUUUCAUUGUGUAAAUGAUUGUUCAAGGAAACAAUCUGCACUGGUUUAGAAGGUUCAGGUUCAGGUUUAGAAUCAUGGAGUGAAAACUGGACUUGACUGCAUGGAUGUUUUUUUGUUGUUGUGGUGAAUCGUAUGAUUUAUGGGCACGAAUGACUUUAGAUAACAAACACCACUAUCACUCCCGAUGUUUUUCACGAGGCUGUGCGCGAGGGACCAAGCAGCUGGACACAAAGGCCGGUUAUUGGUAAAAAAGAAGGGUUUAAUUAAUCAAGAAACAAUUGUUUCAUUUUAAACACCCUUAAAACAUCAGCUUGUACAGCUGAGGUGGUGAUUUUGUCUCCCCAGGCUCAGUUAGUCUGCAGAAUGCAUGAUGUACUGCGCAGAAGGUGCAUGUGUAGUCUAGCUAGUGAAUGCAGUUUUGCUGUUCUAUCAGCUAAGUUAUACAUUAAAACAAGGAAACCGCAUGACGACUUUAAAACAGCUCAGCCUGCGUCGGGUUCAGUCUCAAAUUCCAAAUUGAUUAAAUCAAUACAACAACAUGUCAGGCAUGGAUUCAUAUGUAAAACAACAACAACAAUGUAUUUUGAUUUGCUCUUUGUUUGAAUGGCGGCAGACCCAGGUGUUACUAUUUUGAGCCAUUCGGUGCAUAAAUUACAGCUGGACUGUGUAUUUGGGUCUAAACUGAUUAAUUAAAUGCUUUCCUUCAA
Perca fluviatilis (European perch) is the source of this 3193-nucleotide messenger RNA. RefSeq names its product glycoprotein integral membrane 1 (gene ginm1). The coding region runs from base 83 to 1165 and encodes 360 amino acids. The transcript is spliced from 8 exons. The record is from RefSeq and is a predicted model, not a curated record. Lineage: Eukaryota; Metazoa; Chordata; Actinopteri; Perciformes; Percidae.